AUGUUGUACAUUGCAAGUGUCGAUGCGCUCGCUCUGAAAGGACCGGCGAUUACAAGAUACGACCCGUGUGGAUUAGCCGUGGUAUAUUUUGACAAAAUAACGCAGCAUAUCUGGCAAGGUGUUUUUAAUUUAGGUUUAUACAAUAACGUUCAACAAGAGUUGGAAAUUGAAAUUAAUUUUGAAAACCGGAUCAUUCUUUACGGGGCCUCUCAAAACAGUACUUUCAGUGUUACGAAUGACGGACAUGACUUCGUUAUCAAACCGAAAGGCCAAAUACCAACGCGUUAUUCGUUUUACUUAUCGGUAAACGACGAAAAUGCAAGCAACGUUCCAAUUGUUAACAAAUUAAUACUGAACAAAAAUGUUCUUUGUGACGACUUUAUAAAGGCAUCACAAACAGUAGACAACUUCAAUGUCACAAAAGAGUAUGACAUAAAAUAUCACCACGUAUGUGGCAGACGGGCUUUGGACCAUGCUGAGUUGACUUCUGUUAGAACCGUCGCCAACGCUGGUGAUUGGCCCUGGCAUACAGCACUCUUUAUAAAGGAACUUGUCACUAGUAUUGAUAAAUACCAGUGUGGUGGUAAUAUAAUAUCAACAACAGCAAUCCUUACUGCCGCUCACUGUGUUAGUAAUAAUGGCAUUAUUGUGGAUGCGAGCAGGAUAACAAUUUUAGCGGGAAUAAAUAAUUUAACCGAUAUAAAUCAAGUCGGCCGUCAAGUUCACUAUGCCGAAAAAGUCAUAGUUCAUCCAGCAUUCAAUGAUAUACAGGCAACAUCCGAUCUGGCAAUAGUGAGAGUAAAAAAUAUCCCAUUUAAUGAAUACGUGCAACCCGUCUGCAUUUGGGGACCUAUUUACGACAAAUCAAAACUAUUCGGAACUGAGGCUACCGUAGUUGGAUUCGGUAAAACGGAGGAUAACAAGCUUUCUGAUACCCUUAGAUCCGCUUACAUAAUGGUGCAGAAUGACUCCACUUGCAUUGCGUAUUCACCUAAAUUGUAUAAUGGUCUGCUGAAUGAAUUUACAUUUUGCGCCGGCUUUGGACCUACUUCGGGUAUAAAUCCCCGUAACGGUGACAGCGGUGGAGGGCUGGUGGUGGCAACAGUGCAGCCAGAUCUCAAGAUAAGCUGGUUCUUGCGGGGCGUUGUCUCCAAAUGUGGGGUUUCGCCGGGGCAGACAGAGUGCGAUCCUAGAUUUUACCUGGUCUACACCGAUGUCGGGCCUCACUACGGUUGGAUUUACCAUAAUGCGGGUCUACAAUACAGAAGCAACAUAUUGAUC
This is a messenger RNA of Iphiclides podalirius (scarce swallowtail), 1281 nucleotides long. NCBI's taxonomy places the organism in Eukaryota, Metazoa, Arthropoda, Insecta, Lepidoptera, Papilionidae. The record is from the annotation of a GenBank genome assembly.